Messenger RNA from Scophthalmus maximus (turbot), 4218 nucleotides. RefSeq names its product solute carrier family 25 member 36-A. Gene Ontology annotation, cellular component: mitochondrion. Gene Ontology annotation, molecular function: pyrimidine nucleotide transmembrane transporter activity. Lineage: Eukaryota; Metazoa; Chordata; Actinopteri; Pleuronectiformes; Scophthalmidae. The coding region runs from base 393 to 1328 and encodes 311 amino acids. The record is from RefSeq and is a predicted model, not a curated record. Gene Ontology annotation, biological process: pyrimidine nucleotide import into mitochondrion. The transcript has 7 exons.
UGAGCUCUGCCUCCUUCCAUUUCACUGCAGCGAUGAAAGCAGAUGAAGACGAAAAAAAAGAAAGAAGACGACACAAGCCCGUGGAUGAGCUAUAAAACCGUGUGUUGGUGCUGAGGUAUUCUUUUGUCGGUCACUAGCCCAGUGAGGUCGAAGCUCUCCGGUGGUUGAGUAGAAGAUAUCCGUGUCAGAGGGGAGACCCGUGCAAGCUAAGCUAGGCGGAGGAGGGGUUCGUCGGCCCACUGCAGUCUGAUUCACCGGAGACUCGCCCCACCGCCGGUUCAUCGUCGACGUCGUUGGCCCGUCGACGGACGCAGAAAGCGACGGGACCCGAGCCCUUGUUUGUCCCUCUGCCGCAGCCCCGAGGUGCGCUGCUUGGCAGAGCAUGCUAAAUAAUGAGCCAAAGGGACACACUGGUUCAUUUGUUCGCUGGAGGAUGUGGAGGUACAGUGGGUGCUAUUUUGACUUGUCCUCUGGAGGUGGUGAAAACCAGACUGCAGUCCUCCUCCAUCACCCUCUACAUCUCUGAGGUCCAGCUCAGCACCGUCAAUGGAGCCAGUGUAGCCCGUGUCGCUCCUCCAGGGCCUCUGCACUGUCUCAAGUUGAUUCUCGAGAGAGAAGGACCUCGUUCACUCUUCAGAGGACUGGGACCCAACCUCGUAGGUGUGGCACCUUCCAGGGCGAUCUACUUUGCGGCCUAUUCAACAGCCAAGGAGAAGCUGAAUGGGGUCCUGGAGCCAGACUCUACCCAGGUGCACAUGGUGUCAGCUGCGAUGGCAGGGUUCACCGCCAUCACAGCCACCAAUCCCAUCUGGCUGAUUAAGACGCGUUUGCAGCUGGAUGCCAGGAACCGGGGUGAGCGGCAAAUGAACGCAUUUGAGUGCGUGCGGCGGGUGUACCAGAUGGACGGCCUGCGAGGUUUUUACAGGGGUAUGUCGGCCUCGUAUGCCGGCAUCUCUGAGACUGUUAUCCACUUCGUCAUCUACGAGAGCAUCAAGCGUAGACUGCUGGAGUACAAGGCUCGCACCAGCAUGGACGAAGAGGAUGAGUCGGUCAAAGAUGCCUCGGACUUCGUGGGCAUGAUGCUCGCAGCAGCCACCUCGAAGACCUGUGCCACCUCCAUAGCCUACCCUCACGAAGUGAUACGAACGCGGCUACGAGAAGAGGGAAGCAAGUAUCGCUCCUUCUUCCAAACUCUGCUCACGGUACCCAGGGAGGAGGGAUACCGGGCGCUGUACCGCGGCCUAACCACCCACCUAGUCAGACAAAUCCCCAACACCGCCAUCAUGAUGUGUACCUAUGAAGUGGUGGUCUACCUGCUUGGCCGUUAGCCACCAGGCAAACGUGUCCUUCCUGUUUAAAGAGGGAGACGGCUGAGCAAAUGACUGAGAAGGAUGCCCCUUGGCAAGUGGGCAUGAAAUGUCAAAAUGAAGACCAAAGGAAAACUGAAGAUACACUUGUGGACCAGGAGAGGACAAAUGGAAAUCAAAUGAAGACAAAAGAAGAAAAUAAACAAAUGUGUUAUCAUAUCAGCAUCACCACCCCCAGUUCACUUAAUGAGGCUGCUGGAACAGAUGGAGGCAAUUAUAGGUCACAGAACAGGUAAUAAUGGUGGGACAAGAGAGGAGGCACUGACAGGAAAGAUGCAGAAAACACAAGGUAUCUCUGCAGGACAAGAUCUUUGAGCACAUUUCAGUGGCCUUAACAGAAAGUGUUUUAGUUUGCAUCCUUGUCUUUGUGUGCAGGGUAAAAAACAAUCCUCACUUUCAUAGAGAUGAUAAUGUGAAUGGGGGGGGGGGGGGGCAAAGAGAACUUGAGCAUUGGUAACUAGCCCUUGUUUCAGUGCUGUACGACUACUGUAUGAUUAGAGAGCUGGCAAAUGAGGAAUGUUCAUUUAAGGUCGAAUGUGAGAAACUGUGACAUCACCUAAACCCACCCAUCUUUGCACUACAGAAAGUGUGGCGUCAAGCAUUCCCCUCUGUAACCUCCGACACCGACACUACACCACCCCGCCCCAUCCACCCCACCGCUUGUGAUGUCCUCAGAAUCUAGAUAGUGUUUAUGAAGAGUAGCUUGAAAAGCUGACUUUCAUUGCACGUUCGAUUCCUCUGUAGUUCAGCCUGGCGGUGACGUGGUUUGGCAGGAGUUGGCCUGCGGCCUCGACAGUUCGUCAUCACUGAAAAGAGAUUAAUUGUGUCCUUUCUGAGAUGUGGAGUGUGUGAAUGUUGGAAAAAAGGUACCGAGACUAAGUAAAUACCAUCGGAGUACUUGAAUAUAAUGUGACAUUCAACGUGAUAGUCUACGUUCAGAGAGAGAGAGAGAGAGAGAGAGAGAGUCGUGCUUGUCUUUGUGCAACUGCAGUCAUGUGUGCAUGUAUAAUAAAUAUCUACUCCAGAUUUCCCUCCUCUAACUAUUAAUCUUGCAAGACACUGAGUGAGUGUGGAGAAGCUCCCGUAGGAUACUGGGAGCUUUGACUCCCACUCGCCUGCCAGUCUUUCCUUCCAGUGGCUUCCAUCUGACCUGAUAACGUGCACUUUUGUGGCCUUUUAGGGCUUGUGCUUUGCUUUUUAUUGUGUGGACAGUUUAAACGUGUACAUUUUAAAAGAAGAAAAAAAGUAUUACUGUAUAUCAAAAUGGUAUUUUGCUCAACUGUUCUUAUAGCAGAUAUAUUUUACAGUUUAGAGUUCUCAGUAGUUGUGAAGGAUGUCAAAAUGUGUUUAUAUAUUAUAGAUAAUGUAUAUAACAUUAUUUGUUGUUUAUUUUUUUUCUUGGGCCUAUGUUUGAUCAUGCUCUAGUUUGCCUUUGCAAAUGAUUUAAAAUUUUUGUGCAAUUUAACCUUGUUUUGACAUGGACUGUUGACAUGAUUAUUGAAAUCGCUUCACUGAUUUUCCCCCCCUCAAAAGUUCAUUUUUGUUUUUGUUUGUUUUUCUGCACUUGUAUGUUGCUGUAAGCUGCAAACAGUGGUGCGCACAACAAAGCUAAGAGAAGCUCCAGCACAAAUACUCAUGUAAGCAUUUGUGCUGGAGCGUUGAUUCUUUUCUUUUUUUUUUAGAUUUUAGUUUUUUUACAGCGUUCAUAAAGUGUUCCAUUUUCAAGGUUUGGAUGUUUCUGUCAUUCGUGAUGUUUACAAUGUUUUAUAGUGUCUGUCAUAUUUUUUGGGGCUCUCCUAGCAACAUGUCUUGAGUAUCUAGAUGGUAGUGUUUGAAUGUGAGAGUUCAAGAGCUGGAAUCUCUGCUAAGUACCACAGCGAGUGGGGAUUGUUAAAAAACGCGUGAACCAGAAAUUGCCAAACCUGCUACCGAAGGGGGUUGUUGGUAAGAGAUAGUAAAUAUAGCCCAUUACACUUUAAAAAGUUCACAUAAUAUAGAAUUUAACCCUGCAUUUUUUUCCAAAAUGUAUCCAAGCACCUUAUAAAAUUUGAUCUUAGAAAUCUGACAAUGCCGGUCCCUGAUUAUGAUUGGCUGAGACACGUCAAAGUCAUACUGUUUUAAAAUCACCAUUGCCUUUUGGGGCCCACUGAGUCAUUGAAUACAUUUUGUCCUGUUUAUUAUCAGAAUGUCCUAUUUACAUGAGGUUUAAAAUCACGUGGAGGGAUUUUAAAUGUCAAUGUCUCAGUGCAAACUCAAUCUUAUGAAAAUGAUCAAAUUCACAGUUUCUAUGUUUAAAAAAAACUAGGUUAUUGUAUUUAUUUCACCAACUACAGUAAACAUGGACGUUCUUGAACACUCUCAUCCCCCCUUGCUGGAGUAUUAUUAUUCAGAGGCAAACUGAGGUGCUGUAGCUUGUAAUAGUUAUUAUAGUUAUAGUUAGUUAUUUCUUUCCCUUCUCCAGUGACAUGUUGCUAGCCCUUAGUUGAUGUUGGUGCUUUAAAAACAAUUGCUGACUCACUUUAACGUCCAUGCUUUCCUAUAAAACACUAAUAGCUUUUUAUGUCUUUGGCUGCAUUGCACUAACAAUUGAGGUCAACUUACCAAAAUGUGACAUGAACAGACAACUGGACAAACAGUGCACACAUUUCAAUCAUGUUUUAUUUUUAUUUUUUUUUACCUCAUUUCAGUGUCUGUAUGCAACUCAGUCUCUUUAGGCUGUGUGCUUGGACAGGAUUCAGCCUCAAGCAGAGUCAAAUGAAACCUUGAAAAAAUUGUUUUUGCCAGCUCAGUUGUUGAUGUGUUUUUGUUUGUUUUCGAAGACAAAACUGAAUAAAAUCCAUUUUCAACAACA